AAAAUUACCUCCAAAACAAUGCCGUCCGCUUACAUCCGAAGGAUGAACAAAGAAAUGUCCGACUUGAAAAAAAGUGGAUCAGCUGAUGUAUGGUUUUAUCCUACUGAAGAAAGCUUGCUCAAUUACGAAGGAUUUAUUAUUGGACCAGAAGGAUCUCCAUUUGAAAGAGGGAUGUUUAACGUGAAUAUUACUAUCCCCAAUGAUUAUCCAUUCAAGCCACCAAAGCUUGUUUUUACGACUAAAAUCUUUCAUCCAAGUAUUGACUUCAAUACAGGAUUUAUUUCAAUGGAUAUCCUGUACGACCAAUGGUCUCCAGCCAUAACUGUUCCGAAUAUUUUGAAGUUAAUCAGAGAUUUUAUGGCCUGUCCAAUCGGUGAUCUGUUUCAAAAUAUGGAGGCUAAGUGCUUAUACCACUUUGAUUAUCCGAGAUAUCUGGAAGUGGCAAAGUAUUAUACCCAGGAAUAUGCUUAAUUUCUCAAUUUUAUACUUGAUUCAAUAC
This is a messenger RNA of Moneuplotes crassus, 499 nucleotides long. Lineage: Eukaryota; Ciliophora; Spirotrichea; Euplotida; Euplotidae. The record is from the annotation of a GenBank genome assembly.